Messenger RNA from Gamsiella multidivaricata, 1593 nucleotides. RefSeq lists its product as uncharacterized. The transcript has a single exon. Lineage: Eukaryota; Fungi; Mortierellomycota; Mortierellomycetes; Mortierellales; Mortierellaceae. The coding region runs from base 1 to 1593 and encodes 530 amino acids. The record is from RefSeq and is a predicted model, not a curated record.
AUGCAUCAAGUAGCAAUGGCAUAUCCUACAAUCGAUUCUCUUACACCCUCAAUCCACCUGCUGAACUCCUCGCAGGCAGCCAAAAAGAUAGCCUCGGACACUUCAAGGGCCUUGUGUAUCCGAGGACAGCGCACAAUUCCGUCCUCUAUCAUCUUCGACCUCCCGCCUAUUAUGAAAACGAUCUGCUCCCACCUCUCCAACGUCGAUAUCUGGAGAUACCGAGCCGUUUCAAGGACCUGGUGUGUGCUAUUUGAGCCUUACCGUUGGGAGUACGUCAAAUGGCAUUCUUUGGAAGGCACGCGCGUCAAGCAGCUCCUCAUCGAGAAUGCCACGCGAGUCCAGCACCUUACUAUCAGUAAUUCCCGCAAGGACGCGCAGCAAGAGCUGCGCGGGUUCAUUAAUCUCAAGUCUCUGCAUCUCGUAUCGCGUCCUCCUGGAGAGGAUGUCUCCACGAGAGAGGAAUACAUGCGGUCAUCGUGGGAUCUCAUCAGAGACAACCCAGGGUUAUGGACGCUGCGUUUGGAUUUCACAAGGGGCAUUGUUGCUCAGCUGUUCUGUCACUGCGACCACCUCGACCACCUCGACCUGGACGAACCUUUACACCAAACCAGUGACAGCGCUCUUGCAGCUCUGAAGCGACACCCUAGCCUGAGGUCCGUAACGCUCACGAUCGCAAUCGACAGAGUGGACGUCUCGGCGUCCUUUCUCCGGCACCUCCCCACUGCAACCCUGCAACACCUCGCGAUCGAAGUGGCUUGCUCAUUAAGUGGCGAUUCGAUUGGCAAACCAACCACUACAUCUGCUCCGAUCGUGAACAACUCCUCUGUCUGGCCAACGUUCCCCCUUCUUCGGCAGCUAAAUUUCGGUGCCAACUUGGCGCGUGCCGAAGACCUUAUUGUGUUCCCACUGCUCCAGAGCUGUCCAAACGUCAUCGAUCUCAUGCUUCCGAAAGUCAAAUACGAGAAGACUUCCUCGGUCAUUGAUGCCGUGAUUAAGCACUGUCCAAACCUCCAGAUCCUGGACCUCCGAUGUUUAGACAUUGACGAGAGUGAAAUCCUUCGAUUGGUUGAGCCGUACACACAGUUGCGUGAACUGUACCUUGGGCGUUUCAUGAAUAGCCGUGAGUGCGUUCUCACAGCGGUCCUGGACCAGUGUGCAAAGACAUUGGAGGUCAUUGACGUCCCUAUCAAGGCGGGCGUGAUGAAGAUGGAUGAGGCAGCGACUGCUCUUAGCCGGACCUUGGGUCGAGCUUUGGCUGGAUGUCCUCGGCUAAGAGAACUGAAAGUCCAUGAAGACUGGCUGUGCGAGGAUAAUGCGAUCCCAAUCUCUGAUCUUGUUCACGCUUCAUGGGCGUCAAGUCAAAUCGAGCAUCUGCGGGCAGAAUUUGGUCAAUGGGAUGAAGCAUUGACUGUAGGCGAGUUUGUGGAUAUAGUUGCUAGGUUACACGGAUUCCUUUCUGCACAGAGCCGACUGAAGUGUUUGUACUUGAAAUGGACCAUACCAGAGAACUGGGACCGCCGCAAGGUCAAAAACGCUCUGCGCGCAGCUGGAAUGGACGCGAUCAGCUUAAAGUGGAUCGGGCUGAAGAUAUGA